Messenger RNA from Penicillium manginii, 1077 nucleotides. RefSeq lists its product as uncharacterized. NCBI's taxonomy places the organism in Eukaryota, Fungi, Ascomycota, Eurotiomycetes, Eurotiales, Aspergillaceae. Bases 1 to 1077 code for a protein of 358 amino acids. The record is from RefSeq and is a predicted model, not a curated record. The transcript has a single exon.
AUGGCCUCCUUCCCUUGCUACUUCAAAAUCAUGGAACCCCGCGUUCCGAUGACCUGGAUUGACUAUAUCACCCAGCGACCCACUUCAAACAGCUCAUGCUUCGACUGGGCCGUGCGAUGCAUGACCACAACCUAUCUCGGCAGUCUUCACAACGACACCCGAUAUUUAGACGAAGGACGGAUGUAUUACUUCCGUUCCCUCCGAAACCUAUCAAGACUACUGAGUGACCCACAAAAGGCCGAAUCGGACGAGGCCCUCUCAACCGUCAUCAUCCUGGGUGUUUUCGAAAUGCACGCCUACACAUCUCUGGAGGGGUGGAAACAUCAUGCGCGGGGACUUCGCACAUUAAUGCAGCUCCGAGGCCCUCGCCUCCACGCAGACGGAUUUGGGUGCAAUCUAUACAUGGCCUGUCGGAAUACCCUUGUGACAGCCGCCCUAGUCUGCGGCGAAGCGUGCUUUCUAGAAGAACCAGGAUGGCAGAAACUGAACAAGGAUCUAGCUACCAGGAAUGCUAGGAACCCUAACUCGUCGGUCCUGGAAGACAUCGCGGAGCGUGCUUUCCGAGAAGUCGUUAAACUCCCGGGCUUCGUGAAGCGGAUUCGUGAGCUCGAUGGGUUGCCAGUGGAUGCGCAGGACCGCGAGAGAUCGGCGCUGUUUCGUAUAGUACUCGCCACGCGUGCGGCUAUGAAUGGUAUCUAUACUGAAUUCAAAAUAGCGGCGUCGAGCGUGCGAGCGGGCUAUGAAUCAUAUGACGAAUUUGUCGGGCCGGUCCCACGGGUUUUCUUUGAUAAGUUUGCUAAUUUGACUAUCCGGGGCGUACAGUCUAGUCUUUUGCUGCUUAAUUAUCUGGUUAUACUGUUGAAUCCAUCGCAGCAGUCUGCCGCAGAACUUGAAAUUCGUGAUAUAAUGGGGUCGACCCGAGUGGAAAACCGCCCGAUAUCCGAUGGCCGUGGUGGCAAAGAUUUUCCCUUGUCUUCCACUAUUACAUUACGGCCUCCGGAUGGACUGAGGCUGAAGAUUGAAUCAAAAUUUAUGCCGGAAACAUCGCAACCCCCCCACGAAAGACUGGAUGGAUGA